UGGUAGCUGCAUCACAGGUGCCGUUCCGUAUCGAAACUUUCGUAUGCUCAUUGUUCUGCGCUGAUAUACAGAAUCACGGUCUAUAUGAUACGCAUUAAAACGUUGCAUCACCUGGAAACACCUCGGAACAGUUCACUGUUUUCAACGAUAGGUACCAAAUUUGCAACGUUCGCGAAAUUCGGUACGCAGUCACGCGCACUUCGCUACGUGUUUCUGUUCCUCGUAAUCAAGUACGCGACCCUCGGCUACUCUAUCCGUCGUUACUGGAACAGAAAGCGAAUCAGCGAGGCUGAUCCCACGGAAUGGACACUGGGCAUCUCGUCGCAAAAUGUCAGUUGGUCCGCAGGAACCCACACGGAUAAGACAAAGAGACAAACAGUGUUAGACAGCGGUGGAAAAACUGCGGAAUACGCAACUGAACGGAGUAAGCGAGACCCAAGUGACGGAUAAACGAUUCUCGAGAUGGUGGGAUCUCAGAUUUCAUCCACGUGAAAGCUGAAGAAAUGUUUGAGAGCAAUUGAAGCAUAGUAGAAAUUAUGUAUUACGGUGCGGUGCGCGAGCAAGUCUCCGAAAGCUGGUUGCAUACAUAUGACUUAAGCAGUACAAUGAUCCCUAAUGUCAGUUCGCCAAUGAAUGAUGAGGAGCAUUUUUGCAAGUUAAUCUUAUACAAAGAAAUCAAGGAUUCAAGGGUACGAAUAUGGGAUGUUGUCAUAUUGAUACCAAAUUUGUUGUUCCUCUUAUUCAUCGGAGUGAGAUUUAACAGAGCACGGCUUAAAUUGAGAGCAACGAGUAGUCCAAUAUUUUUAGCAUUUUACGGACUUGUCAUUUGUAACAUAGUAAUUUCAGUGAUACGAUGUGCUGUUUCAAUGACUGUAAAUGUAGCUGCUACGGUUGGUGGUAGAGCUGACAAAGUGCUGUGGGUUACAGUUAGAUUUUUCUUGUUGUCCACAGAAAUGAGUGUACUGAUUUUUGGUUUAGCUUUUGGACAUUUGGAUAGUCGCUCAAGCAUUCGUAGAGUGCUACUUGCCACGUCGUUUAUAGCACUCGCUUUUACUAUAACUCAAGGGGCAUUGGAAUUAGUUUUACCUGAUGAUACAUUCCAUAUUCCCAGUAAAGAUUUCUAUGUGUUUGGUCAUGGGGGUAUGACAUUCUGGUUCUGUAGCAGUCUUGUUUUCACAGUAAUAUAUCUUUUUAUAUUAAUACUGCCAUGGACGCGGUUAAGAGACCGUUUAACUUUACCAACAAGAAAAAGUUUUUACAUCUAUGCUGGUACAUUAGCCACGCUAGACUUAGUACAGUCUGUUGGCGCAGGUUUUUUAAAUUAUACACAAAAUCCAGUAGGAUUGUGUAUCGUGGACUUCACAGCAGCUGUCUAUCUGACUCUGUUCACGCCAUUGGUCUAUCAUACAUUCCUAUCAGAAUUUUUCGGGGUUUCGCAGCCUUCAAUCAUGUUCUCCUAUAAGGCUCAAGUAGAUGAUGCAAUGGAUGAAGACACGGUGUCUCUACCGCAUCAGCAGAGUUUCUCGUCGCUAAAAACAGACAGCGAUUACAUAUACCAGAAUCACAGCGUUUACGAUUCCACGCAGUUCGACACGAACUCGACGCCAGUGAAUCCUCUGUACGCAGCGUCUCUGCAAAGCCCGGAUAGCAUAACCGGUUACAGUAUAGACAGCCAAGAGGGCCAGACCCAGGCGAACGGUUACCAACAAUGAGCAGCUCGAUCCGACCGGGAAACAUUUCUGAAGAAGCAAUGGAUUCGCUGAUUGUCCAACACGAUCAAUUCUCAUUCCCUGAGAAGAACAAGUGGAGCGAUUUCCACUACGAGAACCAGCGAAUAAGGAAUAAGGUUACGAGUCAGCGUGGAACGGGAACCAAGCAUCCAUCGGUACGAUUCCACGGGAAGAAUCUAGUCGCUCUCGAGACAAUUCUAGGGCAAUAACAUCGAAGAAGUACUUUUUGUUUCCCUGUGAUAGAUGGCAUCGAGGUGGAAGCUAUUCAAACAGUCUGCGACAGAGAUCCGAGAAAUGUUCAAUCAUAGCUUAAGUCGCUGUCCGUGCGUGUCCUGGUAUUAGACCGACGGAUUUUAUCCGUGUACACGUGUAAUCCGAGAUUUCACUUAGCGUUUAUGCUACAUGCUGUUCUGUUCGAUUGAAUCGAGCACAGGUUGCGAGCUGUAAUUUAUGAUAGCGAACAGCUUCGACCUUCGAAUCUCUAUGCAGACAAACAUGGUCUACAAGAAAUUAUGAGAUACUCAAGCGUGGCAGAUUAAUUAAAGAGAUUUUUAUUUUUCGUUAUGAUUCUGGAAAUCGAUAUUAUUUUCUAUGAUGAUAUAAUUCUGUUAUAAUUAGAUACGCUAAGGGACGAGAUUAUGAAAUCUUUAUUUAAGAACUUUUUCCGACGUUAUUUGACUCACAUUUACUUCGAUAAGAUUACGUUAAGCUGUAUUCAGAGGAGUGAUUUAAAAGAUUUGUGUACGAUCGGAAACGUGCGAUGAUUUUGAUUGUUCACCAAUGGUUGAUAAUUACAAUCAGUAGAAAAAAUCUGCGCGCACCUUUUAAAAUAGAAUAAUCUUCUUUUCAAACUGGAACAAAUUACUUGAAUUUUUGAAAUGUUAGAACUAGGUAAGACAGUGAGUAAACAAAUUUUUGCAAAAAUUAAAAUUGGAGUGACAAAAACAUAAUGUUUUCUCAACAUUCCGAACUUCUCAUAUCCGAGCCUGUAUCAGAAAUUUAACACUAAACGUACCGAGCGCCAAAAGUCUCAUCUUUUAAAAUUAUAAGAUUGCGCGAUUAUUUAGACUUAAAAAUUUAGUCAAUCAUUUUCUAAAAUAACAAACUGGAAACCGGUCGUUUGACCCGCAAUGGUACGUUCAGCCUUGAGCAAUGCGUUUUGAAAAUUUUAAAAAUUGAAAAAACAUCAUCUAGAAAUUGUUUUGUCGUUUGAACCAACUGCAAUUUUUUCAGAAAUUUCGUUACUUAUUGUUUAGUAAACUAAUUCUUCUAACGUCUGAACAAAAAUUCAAGUCAUUUGAUCAGAUUUUAAAAAAAGUUAUUCCAUUUUAAAUGGUGCACACAACUUUUUUAACUACAAGUAUGUGAGAAUUUCUAUUCAGUUUUUAUAGACAACAUACAGAUACGUAAACAUUGAAAUUGCGAAUUUAAUUAUAAGAUACGGGUGGCGACCGGAGUUCUAUUCGGUACUUAAGAGAUUCAUCAGGAUGAAUGUUUUGUAACGUGAUCUGGAUCGGAUUUGCGGAAGGACACCGUCGAUCGAUGGCCGUGUUGCGUUGGUUAGCCGGCAGCUAAGGUUAUUCUAUAUUUCCAUCGAGUAUCAUCGGUUGAAUUCACUUCGGGACACUUGCUUAUCGUUUUCUCCGUCCUCUUCACCAAAGAGACCCGCCUGGAACUGUGGGUCGAUCCAGAAGCGAACGAUCGAGCACGAUCCGCGCCGAAUAAAUCCCCUCGCUAUUUUCCUACUUUUGCAUUGACGGAUCGCUAGAACGACGUUCCGACGAAUCGGAGUUGUUGGAGAUCAGGAAAUAUGUUCGACAUCAAGGAGAGAAAAAGCUCUUCAAUGCUCCGCUGACUAUUAUGAAGACUCCAUCCAUCGUAUACAACGUGCCCGGCUUAAACACACGCGCUAUUUGUCUCUUUGAUUUGUGGUAAACGCGAUGGAAAGUUUCGCAGGCACAUUAUCUCAUUCCCAAGGGAACUGCUGAUGGAAUAUAUCAAAAUUUCUCCGAUUGUUGUUCAUAAAAAUAUUGUCAUCAACGUAUUUUUUUUUUAAGAAAACGAAACUACAGGGGAGCCUCUGUCAGUCGAAUCGGGGAGACGUCGAAAUCACCGAAGAAUUUCAAGCGUUAUGUUUUCGCGAAUCAGAGAAAUUAGAACGUGCGCAUGGUUAAGCCGGCCACAUUGUAUGUAUAUACACCCUGUACUCUAGUGUAAAGGAUAUCGUGUUAUUUAUAUAUUAAUAUAUACAUUAUAUUUAUCGAUAUUGUAUGUCCGUACUUGUACCGUGCUAGCUCGGCCGGACGGGAGUCCGGCAUUUUCAAUUUGAUACGUAACGAAUUAGGAGAAAGCGGCGCUAACGGAAGCAGUUGCGUUGGUUCGUGGAUACUGUGAGGUGUUUUCAACGAAAGUAACAAUGUGCCACGGAUUAGCGAGACCGUUCACGAGGAUGCAAUAAUCCGUGAGGGAGGGGGGAAGCGAGGUAUUUGCGAAGAGAAACGAGCCAAAGGCCUUGGGGGUUUUGAAGACAAUGAAAACAACACAAUAACUUUUUGAACAUUUAUUAAAGCGAUCGAGGUUGCGUCGAGGAGGCUAUCGCUCACGAAUGGUAGAAAGCGUUCGCUAAUCCGUAGAUCAUUGUCUCCUAAAAAGAAAGACAAUUAAUUGAGUCAAUCGACACCCUUAAGUGUCCCAUAUCGAAUUACACGGUGCUCCAGGGAUUAAUGAAUCGGCGACUAUCAACUAAACUGCGAAGUUCCAGAAAAUUGGCUGUCAACGUUUACGAAUAUCGGUUACGAAUCCGUGAAGCACCGCGCCGUACAUUGAGGUAUUCCGAUUCGUUUAAUCCUUCGUUCACCACAUAAUUUUUUUACGGUUUGUAACAUUUUCCCGUGAGAAGCCGUGAAUUUCUCGGAGAAAUCUCGCCGAAGUUCUCGUUGGGACUCGACCGUGCUCCGAAGAAAAACGGAAGGGUGUUCAGUCUCGAAUAUCCAGAGGAUGGGAGGAGGAUCGUUAUUAACGGGAUCUCAGAUAUUUUUUAACGUCCGAGACAGUCGGACUUGUAAAUACGAUAACGAGGAGAAGCAAAAUGGUUUUGGUCGUCGUGGCGCAAUGAGCCCCACUGUCAAUUUUUUGCGAUCGGUUGAAUCACUUCGAAUCACUCGUAAUUGUACUCUACAGGCUGAUUAUCUUGUAACUCUCUGACAAUGUGAUCCUCUUUUGUAAUUGUCAGCUGGGAUAAGUAAAAGGCAAUACGCGUAACACGAUUAUAUAUUUAAUGAGAAUAAAAUUACAUUUCAAUCGGA
Messenger RNA from Megalopta genalis, 5035 nucleotides. Its product is annotated as transmembrane protein adipocyte-associated 1 homolog. NCBI's taxonomy places the organism in Eukaryota, Metazoa, Arthropoda, Insecta, Hymenoptera, Halictidae. The record is from RefSeq and is a predicted model, not a curated record. Gene Ontology annotation, molecular function: G protein-coupled receptor activity. Gene Ontology annotation, cellular component: plasma membrane. Gene Ontology annotation, biological process: G protein-coupled receptor signaling pathway.